Sclerotinia trifoliorum is the source of this 2677-nucleotide messenger RNA. Lineage: Eukaryota; Fungi; Ascomycota; Leotiomycetes; Helotiales; Sclerotiniaceae. The record is from the annotation of a GenBank genome assembly.
CAUCAACACCUGAAUAUUGGUACAAGAUACUUUUCAAGGGAGUGGGCGAAGGAUCUGAUUUUUUAAUACGGUUCUUUGAUUUUCUGAUUUCAUUUCAUAUAAUCACUCAUUCUAUUUUUUCCUUUGCUCUGUUGUGUUGAUAUUUAUUCUUUGCUUCCUUGCAUAGUGAUUAUGUCUGUAAGAGGUCAGUAUUUUCCCACAUAACAAGUCAAUUUCUCUCAAGCUUACCUAUUUUCAAACAAGUUGUUGCAAGGAUACGUCCUCUUCUUCCAAAGGAGUUAGACAAAGAUAUCAUCGUGCGCGCCGAGAGCAGUCAGGACAGCAAAACUUUCAAUGUAGUCCGGAUACCGAGCCCCAAAAAUGAAUCAGAGGAGUUCAGUUUUACCUUCAAUGGCGUCUACGAUAUGGGAACUUCACAGGAGGAGCUGUUUACAAAUGAGGUUGCCCCUACGCUAAAAUCAUUGUUCCAAGGACUUGAUGUUACACUGUUUGCAUAUGGAGUUACUGGGACGGGGAAAACACAUACAAUGCGCGGUGGAACGAAGUUGGCAGACCGUGGAAUUAUUCCUCGAUUAUUGAGUGGAAUCUAUCGUCGUGGUCGUAAAGUUGCUAAGGAUUCUGGCGAAGAAACCUCUGUCACUGUUACAUUGUCUUAUUACGAAAUAUACAACGAUAAAGUUUUCGACUUAUUCGAAUCUCCUGAUAAACGAUCUCUUGCGGGACUGCCUCUUCGAGAAAAGGACGGGAAAACAAUAGUAGUUGGGCUGUCGGAAAGGUCCUGCAAUGACCUGAAGGAUUUCGAAAAGUUAUACAUAGAAGCCAACAACAAUCGGAGCACAGCAGGAACCAAACUCAAUGCGCAAAGUAGUCGAAGCCAUGCCAUAUUGAUGGUCAAGGUAACACAAACCACUGGUGAUGCGUCUUUAAUCAGUACCGCAUCCGCAAUUGAUUUAGCGGGAUCAGAGGACAACCGGAGAACAGACAAUGGCAAGGAGAGAUUGAUUGAAUCUGCAAGCAUCAACAAAAGUUUGUUCGUGCUCAGUCAGUGUAUUGAUGCCAUUGGUAGAGGUGACAAGAGAAUUCCAUAUCGAGAAUCUAAAAUGACACGAAUCCUCAGUUUGGGCCAAAACAAUGGUAUCACUAUAAUGAUCUUGAACCUUGCACCCUUACGAUCUUACCAUUUAGAUACUUUGUCUUCUCUGAAUGUAAGUUCAAGAGCAAAAAGAAUAGAGGUUAGGGAAAUUGAGAAUGAAGUCGUAUUCACUCAACCACCCAGAAAAGUAGCUGGAACUAGUAUGCAACGACAGCCAUUGAGACCUAUUACGAAUUCACAUAAUGCUGUAGCCAACCCAGCACAAAAGGCCGAUAAGCCCGCAAAAGCUUUCUCUGUGUACACAGAUAAAAGUAAAGCAACUACAGCGCGGCCAUUGAACAACAGUCAAACACUCCGAAAAUCGAACUCGAAUAGGAAAAGGCCAUCUGAUGGAGUUAUCGGUUCACGAGUUACCAAAGCCACAAGGCCUACACCUUUUGGGUAUAAGUCGGCCACAGCUGAUAUCUCUGCGGCUAAGAUUGAGGAAAUGGUUGAGCGUAAAGUCUCGGAAAUCCUCGCUAACCGUGCCUUGGAACGGACAUCGAAUUCACCUAUUGAGAUUAGUGAAGCUGUUCAGAAAAGGCUUGAGGCAUUAGAAAAGAAAGUUGAUGAAAACUCGGCGGAAGACGCGAGAUCAGAAGGCCUCAGGUUUCUGCUCAUGGCGAGACAACACAAAGAGCGCGGUGAAGAAAGUAGUGCUCUGAAGAUGUAUGAGUAAGUUAUUACCCAGCCUAUCAGCAAGCCUCAAGUAACUUGAACUAAUUUUCUCUAGAAUGGCACUUCCUUUCUUCCCUAAGCAAGAGAAAUUGCUGAAUAAGAUUGAGCAUCUCAAAGCCAAAAUCCAAGCAAAGAAUGCUGGUGUAGCAGUCAAACACUCCGAGCCUAUAGAAACAGAAAGGCGAAAACCUACUGCUUCCUUCUUACAGCUGCCAACGCCUGCCAGCUCGUUUCAACAAGAGGAAGAGGAAGAGGAAGUACGACCUGUGUCACGAAAGGGCUCAAAGCUAGAUAUAGAGUAUGAUGCGUCCUUCGUACACCAAGAGGAUCAUUACGAAGUUGAGGAUAGCUUUUCAUGUCAAGCCGCCAAGUCAAAAAAGUCGAAGUCCAAAUCGACAACCAAAUUACGUGUGUUCAACGAUGAAGCAUCUAUUGGUCCGCUGGAUCCACCAACGCCUCGAACAAGGCAUCUAUUAGAUAUUGUCAACUCUAGAGAUGUUGGAAUGAUCAGAAGCCUGUGUGGUGUAGGUCCUAAGAAGGCUAGAGACGUGGUUGAGUUUCUAGAGCUACAGAGUGAGGACGAUGGUGGUCAGAUUAAGACAUUACAGCAGCUCAGAGCAAUCCCGGGACUAGGUAGCAAAACUGUAGAACGAGCGUAUGACGGAAUCCCGUUAUUAGUUUGAACUUGGAGUCGAUUUACAUUUUAAGAUUGGAAUGUCCUCGCAUGAAUUGCCUUUUGGGAGCGGCAUUGCUGGGAGUUUGAUUGGAUAGGUUAUGAGAAUUAGCGGGCAUUGUUGAAUUGGGGUAUUGUCUAUUGGUUAUUUAAUGAUAAGGGUUAUUAAACAUGACAUUUUACUGGGAACUCUC